Molecule: messenger RNA, 1711 nt
Organism: Volvox carteri f. nagariensis
Lineage: Eukaryota; Viridiplantae; Chlorophyta; Chlorophyceae; Chlamydomonadales; Volvocaceae
Exons: 5
Coding region: 74-1711 (545 amino acids)
Molecular function (GO): nucleic acid binding; zinc ion binding
Source: RefSeq, a predicted model, not a curated record
UCAGUACUGACAGGUUUCCACUGCGUCGUCUGCCCAUUACACCGCCCCGAGGCAGAUAGCGCAGUCGGUAACCAUGUUCCCUUUUCUCGGCUUAGAGGUUGCCCUAGUGGCAAUGUUUGCGGGCUUCGUUAUGAUGCCAGCUAAGCGUAGAGUCGGUGACCAAGUGGUAGAGCUGCAGAAGGUGCACGCAGACCUGCAUGCUCAGUUGACCGCAAUUGAGCAAGCCGACAACUACCAGAAGGCCGCCUCCCUGCUGGCCUCUGACCCUCUGGCUCGCUUAAACAAGAAGUUGUUUUCUACCGCUAUGGGCCACGCCUGGGAUACCUACGUCUCCUUGAAGAAUCAAAUGGCGAGCGUCAGCAUGCACAUCGCUCAACUGGAGAUGACCAUGGAGCAGCCAGCUAUGAAAGUUCUCGUUUCCGACAAGUCUGGUCGCGUCAUGGAGCACCCAUUUAAGGACCUGGACUACGUCAACAAUGGCUGGGUCAACAAGUCGGGCAAGGAGCACAAGGCGCUCAAGCGGGAGAACCGGGAGCUGAACCAAGUUUACCAUGCCUUUCAGAAGGUCAACCGCAACCUGGAGGACGAACGUGAGGCGUGCCGCGAUGAGGCCCCGCCGGAGCAGAUUGAGGAGUUGGAGAAGGCAACUAACGACACCAUCACCGAGGGUGAGAACUUGCUCACAGACCUGAACACGCGGCUGCGUAAGGCUAUGUUGGUCGGGUUCGGGUCCGUGCAGGGCGCUAUGCUACCGCACCAGGCGCUGCCCUUCGCACCGGGGCUGCAGUUUGGGGGCAUGGCCCCGAUGAGUCAGGGCGGCAGCAAGCCGCCGCGGGCCCCAAAGCCGACAGAUCAGUGCCAUAGGUGCAAGCAGUUUGGGCACUUUGUGAACAUGUGCUUGAACCCACCCGCGCCACGCUCGUGGACCAAGCAGUGGGUGCAGCAGGGGUUUCCGUUGUGGUGGAAACAGGCAGGCGUCACACCGCCGCCGAGGGUCAUGCGAAAUCACCAAGGGGUGCUGGAGCAGCGGGCCUUUGUGACCGAAUCCGUCACAGCACUUCUGGCAGCAGGAGCUGUGCGGCAGGAGGCUGAGCAGCACUUCUGCUCUGCUAAGAAUUCACACCGCCUGUUCGAGGUUAAGCCUGAUGAGUUGCCGAACGUUUUAAAGGAGUUCAAUGUCAUGAAGGCACGUCUUGCUUACUACAUUUCGCUUGGCAGGGUGACUUGGGAGGCAGCGUGGACGGCAUGUGUUGAGCGCGGAUUUAGCCGGCAUCGUAUUAUUAAGAAUCGCCUGACGAACCGGCUAAAGCUGGAAACGGUUGAUUCGCUACUUCGUGUGGGCAUGUUGGGACCUGCUGCUGAUACCGGGGCGAAGCCACUGAUUGAUCAGGCUGCUGGGAUCUACUCGCGUAAGGGUUAUACAGGCAUUAUUCACAAGUUGUUUUUUGACGUUAGCAAAAUUAAUUUGAAUCCAUACGGAGAGGAUGAUAACGAGGAGGUUGCGACUGACCCAGAGAUUGAAGUACUGGUACAAGCAACAUACCCCGCUAGUGACGAUGAGGCUUUUAGUGACAGUGACUACGAGACCGACGUAGAACGAGAUACCGAUGAGUCGUCCGUGGAUGAGGAUUUUGUUGAUGAGGAGGAGGACGCGAAAGAGGAGCAGAAGGAAUGGGCGGCCGCGGCGGCCAAGGCGCUUGGCUUUCGCUGA